CCGCCAUGUCCAUCUUCACCCCCACCAACCAGAUCCGCCUCACUAACGUGGCCGUGGUGCGGGCGCGGCGCGGCGGCAAGCGCUUCGAGAUCGCCUGCUACCGCAACAAGGUCAUGGGAUGGCGCAGCGGAGCGGAGAAAGAUCUCGACGAGGUCCUGCAGACACAUACAGUGUUUGUCAACGUUUCCAAAGGCCAGGUGGCGAAGAGGGAAGAUCUCGUUCAAGCAUUUGGGACAGAUGACCAAACAGAAAUCUGUAAGAUGAUUUUAUCCAAAGGGGAGCUGCAAGUAUCGGACAAAGAACGACAGACACAGCUGGAGCAGAUGUUUAGAGACAUUGCAACUAUUGUGGCUGACAAGUGUGUGAAUCCUGAAACAAAGAGGCCAUACACAGUGAUCCUGAUCGAAAGAGCCAUGAAGGAUAUUCACUACUCCGUCAAGCCGCACAGGAGCACAAAGCAGCAGGCACUGGAAGUGAUCAGACAGUUAAAGGAAACCAUGCAGAUCGAACGUGCUCACAUGAGGCUGCGAUUUAUCCUUCCAGCAAAGGAGGGGAAGAAACUGAGAGAGAAGCUCAAGCCCCUGAUUAAAGUUAUUGAGAGUGAAGAUUUCCACGAACAGCUGGAAAUUGUGUGCCUUAUUGACCCAGGCUGCUUCAGAGAGAUUGAUGACCUGAUACGGAGUGAGACAAAAGGGAAAGGAACCCUGGAGGUGCUGAGUCUGAAAGACGUGGAGGAAGGAGACGAAAAGCUUGAAUAAUGAAAGCCUUCCCACAGCAGUUCUACUUGCAACAGCAUUCUACGAAAUGACUGGCGAUAGACAUGCUCUUCUGUUCGGCCUUCGUGGUUUUUCCGUUCUCUUGCUGCCAGAUAUUUCCUGACACUAGUCCUUUCAGAUUUUUCCAUGCAGUGUGGGGUUUUUUAUCCUUCCACACCUGCUUGGUUUACAAAUGUGUUUGACUGCUGGAACGUUUUAUGUCAGAGUUGCACUAAUGAGGCCUGAGUUAAGAUGUGGUAGAGAAGUGACUUUUGCUUUGGUUUCCUUUAAGGGUUGCUGUUGAAGAGUGUUGGGCUGAUACAGUGCCCGUUGUUGCUACCUGGAGCUGUCAGUGCUGAGCGGCCGGUUGCAUAGAUUGCUGAGGGGUGAGUUUGUCUGUGAGGAGAGGAACCUUCAGAAGAGAGCUGCUUUUUCACUUCUCAGCACGUGCAAAGCAUGGAUCGUGCCUAAAAAUCUAUCUGUGAGCAGCACGAUCACUGACUUGGGCUUCUACAAUUGGCUGCUUGAUAAUUAAAACACCAUUCUUAAAGAUUUCCUUUGCCGGAUAGAAGAGUACUCGCUGACUUAUUAAAAACCUUCUCUUCCAUAUAACUUCUUCGUGACAUGUAUUUAGCUACCUUAAGAAAAAUCAGUUAUCGCCUGCUUCUGUAUUAGAGAUACAGAAAGACAUAAAAUCAUUUUUGUGAAUGGUAUAGGAGGUGCCUCCGGCCACGGCGAUGCUUUCUGUAGGCCGAAGGGGUGGCCUGUGCUUGUCAGCUGUUCAUUCCACGGCGUCAGUGAGAAUCUCCGACAGGCAUGGGUGGCCUCUGCCCAUCGAGCUGGACAGGCUUUUGUUGGGCCGCCAUUCCCCAGCAGGAGCAGUUUGGUUGUGCCCCGUUUUAGUGCGAGACAGAGAAAUCCUGGCAGCUGUCCUUUCUCCUCUCGCUGCUUAUGCUGCUUUCUAAUACCUGCCCAGCAUUUCCAGGCAGCUCCAGAUUCCAUGAGCUCUUGUCUCAGCUGUGUUCAACAAAUGCUUUUUAGUGGAGCUGGUGUGUUUCAAAGAAGAGGGGAAGAGAGCACAGCAAGCGGAGGAGGAGAGACGGAAAAUGCAAACCACCAGGCAAAGCCCCUGUGCUUGGGUGACCGAAAGCUCAGCCAGCAGGGAUUUACGGAGCCUUCAGCGUGACGUACCCCUUCCCAUGCUAACAGCAGGCAGCAGGUCAGGAGCUGCAGGCUAGCCAGCGCCUCGAUGUCUCUCCCAGACGAGUGCUGUGUUCAUCAUUGGCUGUUCACUUUUAGCGCGCCCGACUGCCUGCUACAUGAGAACUGAAGGGAGCUCUGGCUUGCGCUGCUGACGUGACCUUUUCCUUUGUAGCGUGAACAGCGUGGGAAGUCUCCAGAAUUUAGGCAGGGAGGGCUGAAGACAACUGAAAGCGGAGAGGUUUGACGUGUGAGGUGCAGGGGGCCUGUGGGACUAGACCCUUAGUCAAAGGCUUCCUCCUGGAAGCUGGUUUCUGCAGGCGCCUGUUGACACGAGCUUGUACAAGCCUGGCUCAUGUUUCUUGAGCAGUAUUUUGGAAGGGCCGUCCACUCGAGAGUCUGAGUUUUGCUGAGGGCCACUGAAAUGGACAUCCUUGAGGCAUUUUAGCCGUUCUUCUAAAAAGCUCUCUCUUGCCACCCCCCGGUAACCUGCCGUGAUGUUUAAAUGCUGCCUAGGACAGUGUAGUGGCAUAAUGACUCUACUUGCCACGUGGGCCCCGCCUCAGCGUGGAGAUCUCUACGUGCACAGACAGACUGGCCAGGUUCCUUGUGGGCACAAAGCCUUCACUGCUUGUCUUUCAAAGGGCCAUCUCUUCAUGCGCAUUUUUAUGAAGCACAGAAGAUGAUAAUGUCUGCGUGUAGCCUGUCACGGGCCAUUGGCGUUAACAUGCAAUCCAUCAGUCUGCACAUGAGGUGCUGAGUAAGAGCCUGGGAUGAUCCUGUGUCGGUAACACUUGAUUUCAGAAUCCUCUAAUUUCUUUGUUUCCUAUGUUCAGCAGCUAGAGCACCAUAGGACGGCUGCACAUUAAAGAUCUCGAGCUACAGAAACUUCAUCAGAGCUGAUCUACAAGCUUGGUGCUAGGAAGGCAGUUUCCCUCUGUAAGGAGUCUUUUUCUGCAAAUCAAAGAUUGAGGGUUAUUCUCCUCUCUGGUAGAGGGAGCUUGGUUUUAUUUCUCAACGAAUAAAUGUACAUGCUUGCA
Falco peregrinus (peregrine falcon) is the source of this 2995-nucleotide messenger RNA. RefSeq names its product SBDS ribosome maturation factor (gene SBDS). Gene Ontology annotation, biological process: ribosome biogenesis; cytosolic ribosome assembly. The coding region runs from base 6 to 758 and encodes 250 amino acids. The transcript is spliced from 5 exons. NCBI's taxonomy places the organism in Eukaryota, Metazoa, Chordata, Aves, Falconiformes, Falconidae. The record is from RefSeq and is a predicted model, not a curated record.